Messenger RNA from Alosa sapidissima (American shad), 1379 nucleotides. RefSeq names its product mitochondrial ribosomal protein S16 (gene mrps16). Gene Ontology annotation, molecular function: structural constituent of ribosome. NCBI's taxonomy places the organism in Eukaryota, Metazoa, Chordata, Actinopteri, Clupeiformes, Clupeidae. The record is from RefSeq and is a predicted model, not a curated record. Bases 244 to 663 code for a protein of 139 amino acids. Gene Ontology annotation, cellular component: ribosome; mitochondrial small ribosomal subunit. Gene Ontology annotation, biological process: mitochondrial translation. The transcript has 4 exons.
UUUCUACGUCAUCAACAUUGGACCGUCUAUCCAUGCUUAUGAAUGUCACAUUGGUCUACUGGGGAAUUGUAAAUGUUUACUAAUUGUAUCUGGAUUUAUCGAGUCUGAUUACGAGCAACUAACACAGCUUUGAGUCGCUUUAACACGGGUAUUCAAACACAUUAUUUAAUUAUCUAGGAAGCUGAAUUAAUUGAAAUUUCAUAUCUCUACCUCGCUUCUUGCAUGAAGACGUGAGAAGUGAUCAUGGUUCAUCUCACAUCCUUACUGUUGAAGAAGUACCAUGGAGGACAUGUGGUCAUCAGAAUGUCUCUGGGUGGUGCAACCAACCGACCGUUUUACCGCAUUGUGGCCGCAUACAACAAGAGAGCUCGAGACAGUAAAUACAUAGAGCAGCUUGGAUCAUACGAUCCUCUGCCCAACAUUCACAAUGAGAAGUUGGUCAGUUUCAAUUAUGACCGGAUUAAGUACUGGAUUGGGUGUGGGGCUCAUCCAACCAAGCCUGUUGCCAAACUUUUAGGGCUGGCAGGAUUUUUCCCUCUCCAUCCCAUGACGGUGACUGAGGCGGAACGACGGAGGAAAAGAGCCGAGCUGGAGGCGGCCAUCGCCGCGGCCACAGCCGUGGAGAACGCUGAGGAGGCCAAGGAGCAUGAGCUGGACCAGUAGGCCACCAGCGGCGCUCCACAAUGGCUAGGGGUCAGCAGAGAGACUGUGAGUUUCCUAGUGGGACACUCCUUUGAGACGGUGGUUUCUCCUCUUCCCAGUAAUUUGUCAUCCGGCCACCAUGGACCUUUUUUUCAUCUUCAGUCCCAAUUGAGCCCUUUUGAAGAGAUGCUCCAAAAAUACUAUUAGGAAAUAAUUAAGAAUUGUUAAGAAAUGCAAACACUUCUACUAAGAAGUGUUAUGCAAAGUCACAGGCUUCUCUAAAAACCCACAUUUGACCGAUUAGAGUAUUUAAGUGCAGCUUUUGAAAGGAGAUGAAUUGUAACAAUCUGUUGAUCUCAAAGUUAUCUUUGUGUAUAUAUAUCACUGUUUAAAUAUUUUGCUUGAGGUCAGAUACGGUUUCCAGGACAAAAGAGGGGUUACCCAUCGUACGCUUGCCAUGAUAAAAGCUCACUAAUCAGAUCAGAAAAUAUGUAAUGUCGUCAGAAAUGGGUGUAUGAGGAAAUUGAGUUGCUUUGAAGGCAAUGGGUGUAUGAGGAAAUUGAGUUACUUUCCCUUGUUCAUUGUCAGUGAUUAAAAAGUAAAACACCUUCAGACUGGGUAUUUUCUUUAUUCUUUUUAUAUUUAAACAUGACGACUUCUAUAAAAGUUACAACUGAUACUGGAUGCAUCUGGGCAAAACAGAUUAAAUAAAAUGUUUUCAUCCAUUUUUGUGAUAA